Molecule: messenger RNA, 1849 nt
Organism: Manihot esculenta (cassava)
Lineage: Eukaryota; Viridiplantae; Streptophyta; Magnoliopsida; Malpighiales; Euphorbiaceae
Product: protein JINGUBANG
Exons: 1
Coding region: 97-1491 (464 amino acids)
Molecular function (GO): protein binding
Source: RefSeq, a predicted model, not a curated record
CCGCCUUCAACUAAUUCGUUUUGGGCAUCCUCAACUUCCUCUCGCUUCCCUUUCAGUUUUUCAUUUCUCCUUUUAUCUGUUGUUACUUAAAUUGAAAUGCCAGACGACGGAGGUGAUCGUGCUAAAUCUGUUGAUACUGGGAGGGGCAUACCCAGAUCGAAAGUUGGUAAUAUUUUGCAUUCUGAUCCUAACAUGUCUUCCACCAUCCAUGAUAAUGACGAUUUUUCUAUUCGUAAUAGCAGCGCUUCGGCUGUGGCUCCUGGGUCUUUCGACUCUAAUAGAUUAAGCUGUGAAGGGUCUCCUAUGACCAUGUCACCCUGGAAUAAUACAACUUCUAGCAACAAAUCUCCAUGGAAUCCUUUUGACGAAAAUCUUUCACAGAAUGGACUUAUCGGUUCUCUUGUUCGUGAAGAGGGUCAUAUUUACUCAUUGGCUGCCACUAAGGAUCUUCUUUACACUGGUUCAGAUAGCAAGAACAUUCGAGUGUGGAAGAAUUUGAAAGAGUUUUCUGGGUUUAAGUCCAGCAGUGGUUUGGUGAAGGCGAUUAUAAUAUUAGGGGAGAAGAUUUUCACGGGUCACCAAGACGGGAAGAUUCGUGUUUGGAAGGUUUCUCCAAAGAAUCCAAGCGUACACAAGCGCUCUGGAACUUUACCAACAUUAAAGGACAUAUUCAAAAGCUCCAUCAAGCCAAGCAAUUACAUCCAAGUUCGAAACCACCGAACCGCACUCUGGAUCAAACAUUCUGAUGCCGUUUCGUGCUUGAGCUUUAACGAAGAUAAUACCCUUUUGUACUCUGCUUCCUGGGACCGAAGCUUCAAAGUGUGGAGAAUCUCAGACUCUAAAUGCCUGGGAUCUGUCAGCGCUCACGACGACGCUGUUAACUCCAUCGUAGCAAGCAGCGAAGCCAUGGUGUUUACAGGCUCAGCUGACGGAACUGUCAAAGUGUGGAAAAGGGAACAGCAUGGCAAAACUACCAAGCACAAUAUGCUUCAAACGUUGCUGAAACAAGAGUGCGCGGUUACAGCUUUGGCCGUUAACCCCUCCGGUUCGGUGCUUUACUGUGGUUCCAGUGAUGGGGUGGUGAAUUUUUGGGAACGCGAAAAGCAGUUGGCCCACGGUGGGGUCCUUAAGGGCCACAAGCUUGCGGUUCUGUGCCUCGCGGCUGCAGGGAAUUUGUUGUUCAGCGGAUCAGCGGAUAAGAGCAUCUGCGUGUGGAGGAGAGAGGGAAGUAUUCACAUGUGUCUUUCAGUGCUGACUGGGCACACCGGGCCCGUCAAGUGCUUGGCGGUGGAGGAAGAUCGCGAGCAAUCAAAAGAUGGAGAUCAACGUUGGGUGGUGUACAGUGGGAGCCUGGAUAAGUCCAUUAAGGUUUGGAGCGUUUCUGAGUUGGCUCCUGAUGUUAAUCAGAUGGCCGUGAUGCCACAACAACAAAUGCCUGAUGAGGAACCUGCACCGUCCGAUGGAAUCGACGGAGCCGGCGGUAAUAUAUAGUCAUACGGGACUAUUCGAUCUUCAGUGGAGCAUAACUAGUAAUGCACGAGUCUUUAAAGAUCUCAAAAUUGCCCAGCGAGACGUGGUGGGUGUGGUUGAAGUGGAGUUGAUUUGCUCGCGGAGAAGAAAAAAGGAUUUGCAUUCAUGAGUCAUGACGAAUUUGGUUUUGUAUAUUGUGUGGCUAAUAUUUAAUAGCUUACUGCUGAGAUUGUAAAGUUUCCUCUGUAUUUUUUUGUGAUUUUAUGAUUCCAGGUGAGAAUUUGCAGGGGGGGCUGUGUACAAGCUGAUUUUAAUAAAUGUAUAAUUAUGUAUUUUCAGUGAAUUUCUUAUUUGCAAUGAACCUUUAUAUUUGUUUACA